Molecule: messenger RNA, 1638 nt
Organism: Nestor notabilis (Kea)
Lineage: Eukaryota; Metazoa; Chordata; Aves; Psittaciformes; Psittacidae
Gene: ADCY3
Product: adenylate cyclase 3
Exons: 13
Biological process (GO): intracellular signal transduction; cAMP biosynthetic process; adenylate cyclase-activating G protein-coupled receptor signaling pathway
Molecular function (GO): adenylate cyclase activity
Source: RefSeq, a predicted model, not a curated record
CGGGACCUGGCUGAGCGGGUGAUCGACGCCUCACAGAACGAGCAGGAGCUCAACAAGCUGCUCAAUGAAGCCUUGCUGGAGCGCGAGUCUGUCCAGGCGCUGAAGGGGAAGAGCACCUUUCGGCUCUCCAUGCGCUUCAUUGACCCCGAGAUGGAGACACGCUACUCAGUCGAGAAAGAGAAGCAGAGCGGAGCUGCCUUCAGCUGCUCCUGUGUUGUCCUCUUCUUCACCGCCUUAGUGGAGGUCUUCAUUGACCCCUGGGUGCUGGCCAACUACGUGACCUUUGUGGUGGGGGAGAUCCUGCUGCUAAUCCUCACCCUCUGCUCGUUGGCUGCCAUCUUUCCCCGGGUCUUCCCCAAAAAGCUCGUGGCCUUCUCCACCUGGAUCGACAGGACCCGCUGGGCACGCAACACCUGGGCCAUGGCUGCCAUCAUCAUUGUCACCAUGGCAGAUAUUGUGGACAUGCUCAGCUGCCAGCAGGACCACAGCGGGAUGGGCAACGGGACAGCAGGGCCACCCGAGCCAGGUGGCUGCGGGGAGCAACCCAAGUACUACAGCUACAUUGCCCUGCUGGCCUUGGUGGCUACCAUCAUGCUGGUGCAGGUCAGCCACAUGGUCAAACUGACCCUCAUGGUAUUGAUCACUGGGGCCACCGGUGCUGUCAACAUCUAUGCCUGGGAGCACAUCUUUGACCAGUACGACCGCCGCCGUGGCCAGCAAAGCACGUCCUUGCUGGUGCCCUCCAAGUACUCCAUGACAGUGAUGAUCUUCAUCGUGAUGCUCAGCUUCUACUACUUCUCUCGCCACGUGGAGAAGCUGGCCAGGACCCUCUUCCUCUGGAAGAUUGAUGUCCAUGACCAGAAGGAGCGGGUCUAUGAGAUGCGUCGCUGGAAUGAGGCCCUUGUCACCAACAUGCUGCCCGAGCACGUGGCCCGGCACUUCUUGGGCUCCAAGAAACGAGAUGAGGAGCUGUACAGUCAGUCUUACGACGAGAUUGGUGUCAUGUUUGCCUCUCUCCCGAACUUUGCCGACUUCUACACAGAGGAGAGCAUCAACAACGGAGGCAUUGAGUGCCUGCGGUUCCUCAAUGAGAUCAUCUCUGACUUCGACGCACUACUGGAUGAACCCCAAUUCCGGUGCAUCACCAAAAUCAAAACAAUCGGCAGCACCUACAUGGCCGCUUCUGGAGUGACCCCUGAUGCCAACGCCAAUGGCUACAGCACCAAGAAGGAGACCCUCUCGGAUAAGGAACGCUGGCAGCACUUGGCUGACUUGGCUGACUUUGCCUUAGCCAUGAAGGUGACGCUGAUGAACAUCAACUACCAGUCCUUCAACAACUUCAUGCUCCGUAUAGGCAAGUCCAGGAGCCCACACUAUGACAUCUGGGGCAACACAGUGAACGUGGCCAGCAGGAUGGAGUCCACCGGCGUGAUGGGGAACAUACAGGUGGUGGAGGAGACCCACCUCAUCCUGAAGGAGUACGGUUUCCGCUUUGUGCGCCGGGGAGCCAUCUAUGUCAAGGGCAAAGGAGAGCUGCUCACCUUCUUCCUCAAGGGCCGGGAGAAGCAGGGCUCAUUCCAGGAGAGGAAAAACAACAUCAUGGGUCUUCGUCUUGGUGUUAUGCCCAAGACAGGUUAA